Argiope bruennichi is the source of this 1459-nucleotide messenger RNA. It is a transcript of the gene veli, whose product is annotated as protein lin-7 homolog C. The coding region runs from base 135 to 728 and encodes 197 amino acids. NCBI's taxonomy places the organism in Eukaryota, Metazoa, Arthropoda, Arachnida, Araneae, Araneidae. The record is from RefSeq and is a predicted model, not a curated record. Gene Ontology annotation, biological process: protein localization to basolateral plasma membrane; maintenance of epithelial cell apical/basal polarity; neurotransmitter secretion. Gene Ontology annotation, cellular component: cell-cell junction; basolateral plasma membrane; synapse. Gene Ontology annotation, molecular function: protein binding. The transcript has a single exon.
CUUAACUGCAACCGCGUUGGAUUGUUUUUUCUGACUACGAUUUCAUCGAGAAGUAAACAAAUCAGUCUAUUUGUUUUGCUUGAAUUUGCGAAUUGAAUUGAUCAAUUUCAAGUAAAUUCUUCAACAGAAUUCUAAUGGCAUCUGUCGCUGAUCCAUUAACUCUCGAAAGGGAUGUUAAACGUGCCAUAGAACUCUUGGAAAAGUUACAAAAAAGUGGUGAGUUGCCUAAUCAAAAGUUAGCUGCUCUGCAAAAAGUUCUCCAGAGUGAUUUUUGUACUGCUGUCAGAGAAGUGUAUGAACAUGUUUAUGAAACAGUUGAUAUAUCUGGUAGCCCUGAUAUUAGAGCUAGUGCAACAGCUAAAGCUACAGUUGCUGCAUUUGCAGCCAGUGAAGGCCACGCCCAUCCAAGAGUUGUUGAACUUCCAAAAACAGACGAAGGUCUUGGUUUUAACGUGAUGGGAGGACGUGAACAAAAUUCACCUAUAUAUAUCUCGAGAAUCAUUCCUGGAGGUGUUGCUGAUCGCCAUGGUGGAUUGAAGAGAGGAGAUCAAUUAUUGUCUGUCAAUGGAGUAAGUGUGGAAGGUGAAAAUCAUGAAAAGGCUGUAGAAUUAUUAAAAGCAGCACAGGGGACUGUGAAAUUAGUUGUACGCUACACACCUAAAGUAUUAGAAGAAAUGGAACUUAGAUUUGAUAAACAGAGAGCCCUGCGUAGACGCCAAAAUCAUUGAGUUUAUUUAAAACAUUGGUGUUCUUUUAUUUUAUCUCGUAGAUCAUAAUACAGAGGGAAGGUGGAUAGUCUAACUGUUAAUUCAAAUUUAGAUAAACCAUAUCUGUGUUACAGAGCAUUUUUUUUUCUUUUCAUAUUUCAUAAUGCAAAAAUAUGUACUUUUAUUUAAAUGUAUUUACUAUUUUAAAUGUAUAUAAGAAGUAAGCUAAUUUAACUGCUUUAUAUUUUAACUGAAAUUCCGAGAAAUUGUAGUCUUUAAUUGAUUCUUACCAAAUAUCUUUUAAAUUUUGUCAUUGUUAUUCAAUUGCAAAUAUUCCAUUUAUUAAAAAAAUUUAGCUGUAAAUUAUAAAGAUUGGGUUUUUAAAAGUUUAAAUAAUUAAUUCCAUUUUAACUAUUUAACUGUUAAUAUAAUUUUUACAAUUUUAAUGAAUUUCUUCAAAGUUUAGAACCUUUAUCUUUUAUGUAAUCAGAAUUUAUUCCAGAAUUUGAAAAGAAAAGUUAUUAAUAGAAAAAUGUGUUUCAUUUACCGAUUUGUUAAUGUCUUGUAAUAUAUUAUAUUGACUGUAUGAAAUUAUAUAAGUAUUUAAUAAAUGUUACCAUUCUGGCAGCAACUUUCAUGAAUUAAAUUAGCUAUAUCUUAAAAAUUUAUAUUUUAGGCUUUAUGUUGUGUUUUUUUGAAGAUUUAGAUAUUUAUUUGAUGUAGCUAUUCAACUGCUUCUCUAGGAGAUUUUC